This is a messenger RNA of Amblyraja radiata (thorny skate), 1210 nucleotides long. Its product is annotated as galectin-related protein. The transcript has 4 exons. The coding region runs from base 485 to 919 and encodes 144 amino acids. The record is from RefSeq and is a predicted model, not a curated record. NCBI's taxonomy places the organism in Eukaryota, Metazoa, Chordata, Chondrichthyes, Rajiformes, Rajidae. Gene Ontology annotation, molecular function: carbohydrate binding.
CCCGCUCAACCGAAAAUUAUGCAGUAUUGUUUCCUAAACAAACUCGUUAAAUCAAGAGAAAAUGAACGCGAACAUAUUGGAGGUUCAACAUUUACCGAUUUCGUAAGUUAGCUACGCUUUUAUACACGAAUGAUGCACACAACAUAUGAUGAGAAAUUGGCUUGUAAACUUUGGCGCGAGUUUUCUGCUUGAAGCGCAGCAGUGUGCAUUUUGCAGCCAUGUGCUCCUAUAAGAUUACUCUAUCGGCGCUGAAAGUCAGCUUGCAGACUUUAAGGAGGAUAGUACAAACAAUGAGGGCGGAGACGUGAGGAAUCUCCACCCUGUGGGGUUGCCAUGGCAAGCGGCGCGGUUGGGAUCGCUUGUGGUCAAAGAGGAUGGAGGCAGGCGCGGCACGGGCUCGAACGAAGAUAAGGCAUCGCCACUCUUCUGCAUUCACUGAUCUGACCCCCCUCAGCAACUUCUUCGCUCAAAAGAAAGCAAAAAAAUGGCGGAUAAUGACAACACAUCACCCGUGAAGCCUUUUGUCGGUCAGAUCAAAGGUGGGUUGAAGCCAUCGAUGAAGAUGACCAUUAUGGGGAUAGUUCAUUCAAAGCCUGACAGAUUUGUGCUAACUCUCAUCAGCAACCCUUUGGAACCAGAGACGGACAUCGGCCUCGAAGUGACUGUUAGCUUCCGGGAACGCUCAGUUGUUCGAAAUGCCAAAGUUUCAGGCAAAUGGGGAAAAGAAGAGAAAAAUAUACCUUAUUUCCCUUUCACACCUAUGCAACACUUCAAGAUGGAAAUCCUAUGUGAACACCAGCAAUUCCGUGUGCAAGUCGACGGACAGCAACUGUUUGACUUCACGUAUCGCUUCCAGCAACUACAAAAAUUAACUGCAUUAAAAAUUACAGGUGACCUUCGACUGACAAAAGUAGUUUAAUCCUUGUACUAAGUUUCUCGAAAAAAAGUUACAAUUUAAGGCGAUGGUUUACCCAGUAAGAAUUGUUUUAAAGAAUUGUUUUAAAGUCUGCACUUUCUUCAGUCCUGCAACAUUUGCCUUCUGAGCAGCGAGCAUUAUGUCUGGCGGGCAGUAAAAAAAAAUAGUAAAACCAUUUAGAAUUUGUUUGACUUGAGUUUUUCAAAUAUUUGAUUUGACUUUAAAAGCAAGCCAGCAUCUUGAACUGUUAAGAACCAACUUUUUUUAAUUAAAUAUUAAUUAUGUUCCAAAGUC